GGAAAAAACUAGGCAAGCAUAAAGCGCACUAUCAUACCGAGCAGGCAAACGCGUUUUCGACAGUCAAUAAAUUCUCUCGUUUUCGACAGUCAAUAAGUUCUUGAUUCUACCAAGGAGAUGUCGGGCGGUUGUGGAAAUUCGACAUGUGAUGCAAGUUAUGACAAAUGUUGCUGCUGUAUUCUGUAAACAGGCGCUCAUGGGGUUGGCGCGAAUGAUCAGUGAUUUAAAAGAUGCCAAAGACCAAGUUUUAGAAGGAGGAAUAAUGAAACCCUUGUGCACAAGGACUGAUGCGUUUCUCGUGUUCAAUUACUUGCAGUUAUCACUAUUUGUUCGCGUUGCGAAGCCUAAAACAGAAUUGUUCCCUCAUAUAACGAAGGCAAUUGUAGUCGAGCUGGAGUUAGCAGAUGGUUAUUCUUUUCACAAAGUUUAUGAUCAAAGUUCGUUUAGCUUGAAAUGGAUUGUAUUUGGAUUAGUUCUUAGUUAGGGUUCUCACCUCUAAGAGAUUUCACGGUCGAGUUUUUCUCAACCUAAGACACUUUUGGAACGUAUGAUUUCUGGUGCUGUUUAUUUGACCUACGUUCGAUGACAAAGCAUUGUAACUCAUCAUACCGCUUGCGGAGAGGAGAAAGCAGAAGAACUGAUGUAAAAGAUCUGACAGAGAUAGAGUCAAUAAACAUUCCAGCAAAAGUA
This is a messenger RNA of Pocillopora verrucosa, 690 nucleotides long. RefSeq lists its product as uncharacterized. NCBI's taxonomy places the organism in Eukaryota, Metazoa, Cnidaria, Anthozoa, Scleractinia, Pocilloporidae. The record is from RefSeq and is a predicted model, not a curated record.